AUGCCAUCCAAGAAGACGAAGAUGCGCAAGGCCAGCCUCGCAACAUUCUGUAUAGUUGCUCUCGCUGCUCUUGCCCGCGCGGACGAUGCGUCCAGCAAACGCGGUGAUAUUCUCGAGACAAUAGACCCUGCCGUAGAAGCAUCUAGGGCGUACAAGCAAGCGGUGUCCACCCUUGCCACCUUGACCGCCCUACCACCAAUGCAGUCUGAAGAACCCUCCCACCACUCCUCCGGAUACCCGCUCUCGUCCUUCCUGCCAAGCAUCCAGGGUCAAGGCCCGAUCGCCAGUGCUAUGCGAAUACUGGUCAAGCUCAAGAACCACUCGUGGCUGCCGUCCGUGGUGACGGACUACCUGGGCAGAGAGCUGUCAAACGGGAGGAGACGAGAAGAGGAAGCGCGGGGGAAGGCGGUGAAGGUCAUCGACCUCCUACAACACGCGGCGGAGCUGGGGCACUCGGACGCGAUGUAUACCCUCGGGCAGAUAUCCCUUUUCCCGCCAAAUACCUACUUUCCCGCUGACCCCACGACCGCGUACGAGUCGUUCGACACGCACGCGCAACUCACCGGAAACGCGUCCUCUCAAGCCAUGAUCGGGUUCUUCCACAGCACGGGCUACCACAGCGUCGUCCCCGUCGACCAAGCCAAGGCGCAGCUCUACCUUACCUUUGCUGCUCACGGGAACCACAAGGGCGCACAAAUGGCGCUAGGUUACCGUUAUUGGUCUGGAAUAGGCGUCGCAGAGAACUGCAUGAUUGCGCUCGACUGGUAUGAAGACGCCGCGGAGCAAGCUAUGGCGAAAUUCCUCUCAGGACCCCCUGGUGGUCGGACAUUACCCCUGCUACCACCGCGACUGUCAGACCUGGUCGGUGGUGUAUACGGUCCUGGCGCGAGUGUUGCGUCUACUGGACUGAACGCUGGUCGCGCUGUCAUCAAGACCGCGAACGCCCGUGCUGCUGGAGAGACCUGGGAGGACCUGUUGGAAUACUACCUGUUCAAUGCAGACCGCGGAGAGAUCGACUUCGCCUACCGUUUAGGCAAGAUCUUUUAUCAGGGCAGCAUUUACGGCGCGCCCGGCGGAGUCGCCUCUGGGGGCGACGGUGCGAGCGCGAUCCCCAGGGACUUGCACCGCGCGCGGUACUACUUCCUGCGCAUCGCGCGGCAAGUCUGGCCGCGCGACCCCGCGAAUCCCCGUCAGCCGCACGUCUCCACGAAGGAAGAGGGCCACGUCUCAGUCGGCUAUGCCGCGCCCGCAGCGGGGUACCUCGGGCGGAUGUACCUGCGCGGCGAGGGUGUGAAGCAGGACGCGGUGAUGGCGAAGAUGUGGUUCGAGCGCGGCGCGGAGUACGGCGACAAGGAGAGCCACAACGGGCUGGGCAUCAUCUGGCGCGACGGCCUGGUCGACAGCAAGAAGGAUCUGAAGCGGGCCAUGGGCCACUUCGCGGCCGCCGCGACGCAAGAACUCGCGGAGGCGCAGGUCAACAUCGGGAAGUACCACUACGAGCGCGGGGACUUGAAGCUCGCGACCGCAUACUUCGAGACCGCGCUGCGCCAGGGCUCACCAUUUGAGGCGUACUACUACCUCGCCGACAUCCAGGCCAGGCAGGCGCGCGCGUCGAUGAUCCCGCCCGAGAUCGCGGGCAGCUCCUGCGCGAUCGCGGUGUCGUUCUACAAGCUGGUCGCGGAGCGCGGCACGUGGGAAGACAACCUGCUCAAGGACGCGGACGACACGUGGAACCUGGGCACGGAGCGCGGGAGCGAGAUGGCGAUGCUGCGGUGGUGGGUCGCCGCAGAGCGAGGAUACGAGGUCGCGCAAAAUAACCUCGCCUACGUGCUUGACCAAGACAAGAGCAUUCUCCGGUUCACUCGCUUCGCGCCGUACUCACCUUCGAACGACACCGCCCGCCUGGCUCUGACGCAGUGGAUCCGGUCAGCUGCCCAGCGGAACGUCGACGCGCUCGUCAAGGUCGGCGACUACUACUAUCAUGGCCUUGGCGUGCCAGACGAACCUGAGGACGUGCGGUGGGAGAAGGCCGCUGGAUACUACCAGUCCGCGGCGGACACCCAGAUGAGCGCGCUCGCGAUGUGGAACCUGGGCUGGAUGUACGAGAACGGCAUCGGGGUACCGCAGGACUUCCACCUGGCGAAGCGGCACUACGAUCUGGCGUACGAGACGAACAGCGAGGCUUACCUCCCUGUCCUCAUGUCUCUGAUCAAGCUUCACGCACGGAGUCUUUGGCAUACACUCAUGGGUGGCCAGAACGGUCUGAGCUUCUGGGAAGGCGAUGAGGACGAUGGCCGGUCAUACUAUGACGACCCGGAUGCCAAAGAGAUCGAUGGCGCAACAGAUCCAAGCGGUGGACAGCCAGCUCUUGACGAGGCCGAGGAGUCGGACGACGGCCCGUGGUAUAUUGGCAAGGCGCGCGACGAGUUCAACCGGCGCAAGCGUGGCCAGAACCAAGAGCGGGCAGGACGGGAAGAGGAGGACCCAGUGCAGUGGGCACGCGAACGUCGUCAGGCCGAGGCAGAUCGGGACGGCGACUUUGGUCCCGAGGACUACUUCGAUGCAGCGAUGCGCGGGAACCGAUACCGCGAAGAGGAGGACGCGGACGAGUUCGCAGAGACGAUGCUCCUGGUGGUGCUGUGCCUGCUAGUGUCAGUGCUGCUGUAUGUGCGCGGGCGAUGGGUCGAGCGGCUGCGGCAGGAGGAGGAGCAGCGGAGACAGGCGAAUGGGCAGCCUCCAGUCCAGCAACAGCGAGGUGUGUUCCCGCCGCCGGGCGAUGCUGCACAGGAGGACUGGGCGAUUCUGCGAUGA
Molecule: messenger RNA, 2811 nt
Organism: Trametes versicolor FP-101664 SS1
Lineage: Eukaryota; Fungi; Basidiomycota; Agaricomycetes; Polyporales; Polyporaceae
Product: HCP-like protein
Exons: 11
Coding region: 1-2811 (936 amino acids)
Biological process (GO): ERAD pathway
Cellular component (GO): endoplasmic reticulum membrane
Molecular function (GO): protein binding
Source: RefSeq, a predicted model, not a curated record